Molecule: messenger RNA, 1140 nt
Organism: Acanthosepion pharaonis
Lineage: Eukaryota; Metazoa; Mollusca; Cephalopoda; Sepiida; Sepiidae
Source: the annotation of a GenBank genome assembly
AUGACAACGAGACACGAGAUGAAUCUGGAAGUCUGCCACCUCGGAGCAAGCGAGUUCGCGCAUGUGUGGUUAUCCCAAUAUGUCAAGCGUGCAAGUUGUAUAUAUGCGGACGCAAUCACCAGACAGACGCGACCAUCUCUCGAACUGAGAAGCUUUACACUCUGUACGACGAUAUGUUCACUUCUUGUACACAACACAGAAGAAAACUGUCUCUCGAGCUACCAUCAAACUGAACAAGUGUUUGUUACUCCUUGUCCUUCACUCACGCAUUUGGAGGCGAGGAAUUGGUGGGUAGGAGAGCAAAAGCACCCCACCUUUUUCAGUCUCCAUCUACCCGCUGCAUCCGUUUCUAUCGACUGUUGUUUUAGCGCACCUUUCAUUCUUUCUAUCUCUGAUUAUACCCGCAAGUGGUAUAAGUUAAUCUACCUGUUCACAUUAUGUUCACAUAAUUCUGUUCUAUCUAUCUAUCUAUCUAUCUAUCUAUCUAUCUAUCUAUCUAUCUAUCUAUCUAUCUGUUCAUAUCUCUUCCUCUCUCUGUUCAUAUCUAAUCCUGUUCAUCUAUCUAUUUAUUCAUAUCUAAUUCUGUUCAUCUAUCUAUCUAUCUAUUCCUAUCUAAUUCUGUUCCUAUCUAUCUAUCUAUCUAUCUAUUCUGUUCACAUCUAUCUGUACAUUUGUUCCUAUCUAUCUAUCUAUCUAUCUAUCUAUCUAUCUAUCUAUCUAUCUAUCUAUCUAUCUAAUUCUGUUCCUCUCUCUUCUGUUCAUUAUCUAUUUAUUUUUUGCACAUUUGUCUGUUUGUAUCUAAUUCUGUUCUUAUCUAUCUAUCUAUCUAUCUAUCUAUCUAUCUAUCUAUCUAUCUAUCUAUCUAUCUAUUCCGUCUUUAAAUCAAAUAAUUUGUCCAUUUCCCACCUUUUUCUCCUCGUGCGGUGCAUAACAACUGACCUUUUUCAUCCCUUCUCUCCGCGCCGGCCAUUUUUACUCUCCGGCUUUCACUUUCUCUUUAGUGACAAGCUUUUGCAAUUUCGCAUUUCUUUUCACUUUUCUUUUUGCUCUCUUUUUUUCCUUUUCUAUACUUUAUUUCUCUCUCUCUCUCUCUCUCUCUCUCUCUCUCUCUCUUUUUUUUUUCUCACUUUCAGCAUUUAA